UGAGGCAGCUGAGAGACUAGAGGGGGGAAAGGCUGGUGCUUCAAGCUGCUAGUCCAGAGAGCGCCAUCCACCCGCUGAUCAGAAGCUCCAGGGGGCUGCCCGGCAUGAGAGUCUCAUAAAGGAGUUCUGUGCAACAAGGAACAAACUUCUCCAGCGUCUGAAAGUUUCCUAUGUGGCUGCCCUGCCUGCCAACAUGAAAGACGAUUUUGCAGAAGAGGAGGAGGUUCAGUCCUUUGGCUAUAAGAGGUUUGGCAUUCAAGAAGGAACACAAUGCACCAAGUGUAAAAGCAACUGGGCACUGAAGUUUUCCAUCAUACUGUUGUAUAUAUUAUGUGCCUUGUUAACAAUAACAGUAGCCAUUCUUGGAUACAAAGUUGUAGAAAAAAUGGACAAUGUUACUGGAGGAAUGGAAAAUUCACAUAAAAGAUACGCUGAGAAACUCACAACAGUGGAGGGUGACCUGAAAAAAUUGGAUUACCAAGCUGCGGAGAAAGCUGUGAGCACCAACACAGAGCUUUCAAGCUUCAAGGCUGACAUUCUCGCCCUCCGCCAACAGCUUCAUGAGAUUUCAGAGAAAACAGCAAAGAACAAAGAUACACUGGAGAAGUUGCAGGAGUCUGGGAACAUGUUAGAUGAGCGGCAGAGCCAAAUGAAAGGUGUUUUGGAUAGCAACUCUUUCAUGAUUUUAAGUGUCAACAAAACUCUACAAGCUUACAAUGGCUACAUCAACGACCUUCAGAAAGACACGAGUAACAUUCAGACAAGUUUGCAAAGUCAAAUGCACUCACAUAACAUAGUCAUCAUGAAUCUGAACAAUCUCAAUCAGACCCAAGUUCAGCAAAGAGAUCUUAUUAGUGCUUUGCAGAGAUCUGUGGAUGAUACAAGUCAAGCUAUCCAAAGGAUCAAAAGCGACUUUCAAAACCUUCAGCAGGUUGCCCUCCAAGCACGGAAGGACACAGACUGGCUCAAAGAGAAAGUGCAGAAUUUGCAGACAUUAGCAGCCAAUAACUCAGCUUUGGCCAAAGCUAAUAAUGAUACACUUGAGGAUAUGAGUAGUCAGCUUAGCUCAUUCAGUGGACAGAUGGAGAACAUCACCACUAUUGCCCAAGCCAAUGAACAAAGUUUGAAGGAGCUCCAAGAACACCAUAAAGAAUAUGAAAAUGGAACAUCUGCCAAGUUUAGCCAGCAAGAAGACCGAUUUCAAAACUUUGAGAAAGAUAUUGUCAACAUCAUUAGUAAUAUUAGCUACACGGCUCAUCACUUGCGGACACUAACUAGCAACCUCAACGAUGUCCGGACAACAUGCACAGAUACUCUUAGUAAACAUACAGACGAGCUGACUUUUAUGAACAACACAUUAGCAAAUAUUCACCUGGAUGCGACUGCUCUCAGGAUGCAACAGGACGUGAUGAGGACAAGAUUAGAUAUUGAAGUAUCCAAUUUAUCUGUAGUAAUGGAAGAAAUGAAGUUGGUAGAUUCUAAACAUGGCCAGCUCAUUAAGAAUUUCACAAUACUACAAGGACCUCCAGGCCCAAGAGGUCCCAAGGGGGACAGAGGGCCCCAAGGGCCUACUGGCCUUACUGGGCCCAAGGGACAAAAAGGAGAAAAAGGUGAACCAGGACCACCAGGACCUCAAGGUGAAAAGGGACCAAUUGGACCAGCCGGACCACCAGGUGAAAAAGGCGGGAAAGGUUCCAGAGGUUCACCUGGAUCCAAAGGCCAGAGAGGUUCAACAGGGAAGACUGGUCUGCCAGGACCUAGUGGAGAACCAGGACUACCUGGACCACCUGGCAAAGAUGGCCCCCCUGGCCCACAGGGCCCCCCUGGACCACAAGGUCUACAAGGAAUUGUUGGGGAGCCAGGAAUACCUGGUCCACGUGGGUUGCCUGGUCUGCCUGGCGCACCUGGAAUGCGUGGACUACAGGGCCUACCUGGACCUCCUGGCCCACCAGGUCCAGGAAUACCGGUGGCACUACAAAGCGAGGCUAAUGGUUGUCCUGUUUACUGGAAGAAUUUUUCGGGCAAUUGUUACUACUUUUCAUCGGAAAGAGCCAUUUUUGAAGACUCAAAGGCUUUCUGUGAAGAAAAAUCAUCACAUUUGGUUUUUAUAAACAGUAAAGAGGAGCAGCAAUGGCUUAAAAAACAAGUUGUUGCAAAAGGCAGCUUCUGGAUUGGCCUCACGGACUCAGUGAAAGAAGAUGAAUGGCGAUGGCUGGAUGGAACCUUACCAGAAUAUAUAAACUGGAGCGCUGGACAACCCGAUAACUGGAAACAUGGCCAUGGACCUGGGGAAGAUUGUGCUGGGUUAAUCCAUGCUGGGCUUUGGAACGACUUUCACUGUGAAGAUGUUAAUAGUUUUAUUUGUGAGCAGGAGAUGGACAAAGCUGAAGCUCUGGGAUUGUAAUAGGCUGUGAACCUUAUAAGAGACACAAAUGAGUGAGAUUUCCUGAAUGAUGAAGUAUCCUCUGGGACAGAACCAUCACCCAACCAAAAGGGGGAGCACUGAGAACAUUGAUGAAAAAAAUUCAUCAGCACAAUUCGUCCGCCUUAUCUUCUAAUUUUUCAGGGGCUUUACAACUUGUUGCACAAACGCAUCAAUUGGAAAUACAAUUGGACUAAACCAGCUAUAGAUCCUCUUCAACCACAAAACAUGCAAAUGCUGAAGAUUUAUAAAACAAUGGACUAUGCCAAGCUGACUACAAAUCAUGACUUUUCCACAGGAAGAAAAA
Molecule: messenger RNA, 2729 nt
Organism: Lacerta agilis (Sand lizard)
Lineage: Eukaryota; Metazoa; Chordata; Lepidosauria; Squamata; Lacertidae
Gene: COLEC12
Product: collectin subfamily member 12
Exons: 10
Coding region: 194-2404 (736 amino acids)
Source: RefSeq, a predicted model, not a curated record